AUUGCUUCCUGAUCACUAAAGCAGUAUAGACAGAUAAAAUGGAUCAGAAAUUGAUUGAAGUGGCCAGGAAUGGAGAUAUAGACGCUUUAUACACAUUACUUAGGGAGGAUCCUUUCAUUCUUGAGAAUGUCGAAAAGAUUCCAUUUACUAAUACUCCUUUAGAUUGGGCUGUGUUAGCUGGUCAUACCUGUCUUGUGGAGGAAAUUAUAAAUUUGAAGCCUUCUUUCAUUUUGAAGCUAAACGAAGAUGGAUUCAGCCCCCUGCACCUAGCUUCAAUAUCUGGGCACUUAGAGAUUGUGAAGGUGUUCUUGAAAAAAGAAAGUGGAUGCCGCCUAGACAAACUAAAGGAAGCCAUGAAUGUUGAUGGUAGUCUUUGUAACUUGAAAGGCAGAGAGAAGAGGACUCCUCUUCAUUGUGCAGCUAUUGCUGGUCACAUUGAUGUUUUGGAAGUAUUGCUCCUCAAUUGCCCAAACUCUAUCAAAGUUUUAACUGCUAGAAAGGAGACUGCUCUUCAUCUGGCUUUGAAAUUUGGUACAGUCGAAGCCUUCAAAGUAUUGGUGAGUUGGCUCAAAAAGCAUUGGCACAUCGACAUUCUAAGUUGGAAAGACAAUGAAGGAAACACUGUCUUGCACCUUGCUACCUCAAGAGGACAAUAUGAGAUAGUAAAGCUACUUUUACAGAGUAGUGGCUUCUUUGUUAGAAACGCUAUCCAAGUAAAUGAGAGGAACACCGAUGGGUUGACAGCAUUGGAUCUCUUAAUGCAUCUUCCAAGUGAUCAAGCAGACCAAGAAAGAAUGAGAAGUAUGUUAUGCAGUGUAGGAGCUAAGAGAGGCCAAGACAUUAUUGGGAAGAAGGAAGUAGUAGCAGGAAAAACUUCUGUACUAAAAUGGGUACUGUCUAAGUCAUCAAAAAUCAAAUCUCUGUUUAGGUAUUUCAUGAGAUUGAAGGUGGAUAGGGAUACUCCAAGUGAAACGCGAAAUGCGCUGUUGGUGGUAAUUGUUCUAAUUGUCACAGCAACUUAUCAAACAGGACUCAAUCCCCCUGGUGGCUACUGGCAGGAUGACUACUUUGUUUCUGAAGACAGCACCACCAACUUCAAUCAUGGGGUAGUCUCCCAUUUCGCGGGACAGCCAAUUUGGUCUACCAAAGAGCCAGAAAUAUACAAUUUGGUGAUGUUGUUUAACUUUGCAGGGUUUCUACUAUCAGUGGUUCUGGUUUUCAACCUCACAGUAGGAUUCCCAUUGCGUGGUCCACUCCUAGUAGCUCUAUUCUCUAUGUUGCUCACUUAUUCAUGGUCAACACCAAUUUUUUAUAAUGGUCCAGGUGGUGAAUAUUAUAAUUAUCUUACUACAUCAACCUGGGUUGGUAAUAUGAUGUUAUGGGUUCCAAUUUUGUUGGUGAUAAUCAUCUGGGCCAUGGCUGCAAACUGGACUGGGCAGAUCUGGUGGAAGCUCUUGCGACUUACUGGCCUUGUCAGGGAUUAA
Messenger RNA from Telopea speciosissima, 1484 nucleotides. Its product is annotated as ankyrin repeat-containing protein BDA1-like. The transcript is spliced from 2 exons. The record is from RefSeq and is a predicted model, not a curated record. Lineage: Eukaryota; Viridiplantae; Streptophyta; Magnoliopsida; Proteales; Proteaceae. Gene Ontology annotation, molecular function: protein binding. Bases 39 to 1484 code for a protein of 481 amino acids.